Messenger RNA from Carassius gibelio (silver crucian carp), 1407 nucleotides. RefSeq names its product complement component 7a (gene c7a). Lineage: Eukaryota; Metazoa; Chordata; Actinopteri; Cypriniformes; Cyprinidae. Gene Ontology annotation, molecular function: protein binding. Gene Ontology annotation, cellular component: membrane attack complex. Gene Ontology annotation, biological process: immune response. The record is from RefSeq and is a predicted model, not a curated record.
AUGAAGUCUUUAUUGUCUCACUGCAGUUCCACAAGGCUCUCCACUGCAGUCUUCCCUCAGUUUGGUCAGCCUUGCACUGGGAGCAGAACCCGCACAUCAUGUACACCGGCUCAGGUCUGUCCUCUAGAGGAGGGUUGUGGAGAACGUUUUCACUGCCAGUCAGGUAAAUGUAUCAGUCAGUCACAGGUAUGCAAUGGAGAUCAUGACUGUGAAGAUGGCUCAGAUGAGUGGAGAUGUGACAAUAAAGAGAUUUGUGACCUGCAAAAACCUCCACCGAAUGUAGAGCUCAUUGGUCAAGAGCAAUUUAAUGAUAUUAUGAGCUAUAAUAAAAAGAAGAACAUGUUACCAAUGCAAGUCCAGAACCUGGGGACUUUCUUUCAAGUCACAGCAAACAAUUAUUUUACAGAUGAAUCACAAUAUGACAGCACUUGGCACUACCUUAAUCACAUUGAGCAUCAUUCAAGAACAAUAGGCACGACCGGGCAUGAUAAUUAUAUCUUCCAUGAUGAGCUGUUACAGUCAGAGGUACUGAGUGAUCCAUGGAGACAGGGCCGGUUGGUCUUUAUGGAGCUCCUGCAAGGACGUACGGUUGAGCCUCACUGCUUUGAAAGUUCAUUCACACACCCUUCCUUCCUCGCUAAUGGGUUUCUUUUGGGAUAUCUCAAAGAUGCAUAUCCAGCAGGCAGUAAGACUGAUGAUCUGAACUGGUUGAGAAAUCAAACAGAGUGCAGGAAAACAUUAUGUGAUCUACCUCAGCUUCCUCCAGAUGUCACUGGAAGCCUGAGGAAGCUUACGUAUAACAUCGGUGAAGCUGUCUCACUCUCCUGCCCUGAAGGGAAAGUCAGAGAAGGUCCGGCUGAGAUUCAGUGCAGUGCUGGCCUUUCCUGGUCACCGCAACCAAAAGAAACCAGGUGUCUCACAGUUUUUAAGUCAGCCACUGUGCCAGUGCAAUGCCAGCCAUGGGAGAACCUGGCAAAGGACAAAGGCAACUGUAAAGUACCCCAUGAGUUCAAGUCUUCCUUGGAGAUAUGUGGUACUGAUGAGAAGGGCGGUUGGACACGGACACUGAGUCUGUGUAAAGUACCGGAUAUGUUCUGUCUGGGACAUCAGUACAUGCUUACUGGACAUCGCUCAUCCACUGCUCGCCCACACUGCAUGCUCUGGGAGAUGUGUGAUGAGCAAACAAACAGCUGCUGUUGCAAGACAAGUGAGGAAUGCUCAUCCCCGGACGCUUGGAUCCAUGUGUGCGUGCAGCAGGAAGGAGCGAGCGUCUGCAGCAGUGACAGAAUGUGUCCGCAUUGUCAGCAUUCAGCCCUGUCAGUCAUCAUAUCAGAGCCUCACUUAUCAAUUAAAUAGUGUAAAUGAAUUUUGUACCCUAAAUAUACAAUCAAACACUACACCAGAGUC